GAUACACUAAUCAUCAUUCCUAAUACUACUACUACUACUACUACUACUACUACUACUACUACUACUACUACUACUACUACUACUACUACUACCACUACCACUACUACUACUACUACUACUACUACUACUACUACUACUACCAAUACUACUACUACUACCAAUACUACUACUACUACCAAUACUGCUACUACUACCAAUACUACUACCAAUACUACUCUGGU
Schistosoma turkestanicum is the source of this 221-nucleotide messenger RNA. Lineage: Eukaryota; Metazoa; Platyhelminthes; Trematoda; Strigeidida; Schistosomatidae. The record is from the annotation of a GenBank genome assembly.